CAAACACAAAAAUUUUAAAAAUUAUUCCAACUAGUUAUUUUAUAUACUGAUUCAAGUCUAAUAUAAUUUACGUUACCCAACAAAAUUAAAAGUUUCAAAUAUUCCGUAUAUAAAUCAUACCUAUAUUGUUUUGUCAGUGUGGAAUGUGGAUAAGUCAAAAUUGCAACUAUGUUGAGUGUUGACAUUCAAUAUGGCGGUAUGUCGUCAGUGCUAUGCUGUGUCGUGUUCAACUUUAGUAACUAAGUAACUUAACUGUGAAUUAUUAAUAUAGUAAACGAAAGACGUAACAGCAACUACAAAAUUAAAAAUAAUAGAAGGUGAUGUAUAGAACUCUGAUUCAGCGAGCAUUGAAGACAUCUGAGGAUUAUAAUUUUUAGUGUAGUAUACUUCCAAGUUAUUUUGUUUUGCAAUUGUUUUGGUGCAAGUUUGUGGCUUGUUUUGAUGGCUCAGUGUUUGUGAAGACAAAAGACUAAAAAUGUGAUUUGUUUUAUAAAUCUGUAAGCACUUUUUAAAUAAAUUACUCCAUACUAUUUUCUGUGAUAUAUUGGUUCAUAUAACUGAGAUUUGGAUUUAUAUUUUAUACAUAUAUCUACUGAAAUAUAAAAUAUGUCUAGCAAUCCUCAGUGGAAAUUGUUCCAGCCGCCAGAUUCCCACUCUACAUUGCACAAUAAUAUACUAGAUGUUCAGCAUUCUAACAUGCAGUCAAAGCAAGGUUAUCGCAAUGGUACAUUCAGUAGUGAUUAUCCAAGUUCUCCCAGAGAUAAUCAUAAUAGUAUGAGUAAGACGGGUGGGGGAAAUAGAUUCACAUUGGGAAAUUAUAAUGUAGACACUUGUACAAUGGGUGAUUCUGUGGGUGUGUAUUCAUCAGGUUCAACAAAUAAUACAUCACAAUAUGAUUAUAUUAACCACCCACCAAUUAGAGAAACAGGAAUAAUUGAAAAAUUACUUCAUUCAUAUGGAUUUAUCCAAUGUUGUGAGAGACAAGCACGUUUGUUUUUUCACUUCAGUCAGUUUAGUGGUAAUAUUGAUCACUUGAAGAUCGGUGAUCCAGUUGAAUUUGAAAUGACAUAUGACAGAAGAACUGGAAAACCCAUUGCAUCAACAGUAACAAAAAUUGCUCCUGAAGUGGUAUUGAGUGAAGCUCGUGUCACUGGUAUUGUAACCACCGAAGUCAAGGGUGAAGGAUCUGGUGAUAAUACAGGGCGAAUUUCUUAUGAGAACCGUGGUGAAUGUUUCUUCUUGCCUUAUACUAAAGAUGAUGUUGAGGGCAAUGUAAUUUUGCAUUCAGGUGAUGCUGUUAGCUUUCAAAUUGCUACAAACCAAAGAGGCACUCUUGGUGCUUGUCAUGUGCGCUUCGAAAAUCCAGCACACCCUGUUAAAUACCAUGGGGUAGUGUGUUCAAAGAAAGAUAAUUUUGGUUUUAUUGAACGUGCCGAUGUAGUGAAAGAAAUAUUCUUUCACUUCUCUGAAGCCAAGAUGAAGGAAGAGUUAGCAUUAGGGGAUGAUGUAGAGUUUAUAAUACAAACAAGAAAUGGCAAAGAAGUGGCCUGCAAUAUAACAAAGCUGCCUAGUGGGUCUGUAGUUUUUGAGGACAUACAUCCAGAAGUAAUGCGUGGACAAGUCUUAAAACCUUUGGAUCGUGGCAACACAGCACGGGUUACCCAAACUGAUCCACUUCCAGGCAGGAUUAGAUAUCGUGCAGCUGAUCAUUCAGAGGUUGAGGUGCCUUUUGGGGAUAAAGACCAAUGUGGCGAAUUCACUUUACGCCAUGGUGAUUGGGUUAAGUUCCAACUGGCUACUGAUAGAAGGGACCAGUUAAAACGUGCUACUAAUAUAUCACUACUUGAUGAAUCGUUUACUGUAUCUGGAGAAAGGAGAGAACAUGGUGUUGUGUGGUCUUUGAGAGAUGGUUUUGGAUUCAUUUGCUGUGCAGAACGAGAUCAAACUAUUUAUUUCCAAUUCAGUGAAGUUCUCCGUCUUGGACACGAGCUAAAAGUUGAUGAUGAGGUGGAGUUUACAGUGGAUCCAAUAUCUUCAUUCUCAAACUUGAACACUCGUCAAUCAGCUAUUCGCAUCAAACACUUAGAACCAGGGACUGUGCAGUUUGAGACUUUGGUGGAAAAAGGUGUUAGAGGUGUAGUCACUAAAGAGGCCCAAAGCUAUUCGCAUUCAUCCUCUAAUACAAGUCCCACCAGAAUUGCAUCAUUGGAGAAUGGCAUUAUUUCGUGUCAGAUCAAUAACGUGAAGAAAAACGUGCCAUUCUCGUUUAAGAAUUGCGAGUCGAAAAUGUUGCCACGUGUAGGCGACAAGGUCUACUUUGAUCUAUAUCAGUCGAGGCGAACCAAAGAAUUCAUUGCAAUGGCAGUGCAACUUCAUCACAGCAUGAUGAAUGGAAUGUCAAAUGGCAACAUUCGUCCCAUCAUGCAGGGAUUUAUCGCGGCACUCAAGGACGGAUUCGGCUUUAUUGAAACCGCCGACCAUAGUAAAGAAGUUUUCUUCCAUUUCAGCAACCUGGAGGGUAAUCUGGAUUCUCUUGAGCUCGGGAUGGAAGUAGAAUAUUCACUGGGCCGUGUGAACGCGUCGGGCGGUGGUUGUGCGAGUGCCGAGUUCGUUCGUACGCUGCCGCGGGGAUCCAUACCUGUAGCCAAGAGUCUGGAACCAGUCCUCAGUGGCACAGUCACACGUACCUUGCGUGCCCUUAACCCGGACCAGGCGCAAUAUUCUGGUCUGAUUCAGGUGGAAGGCGGGGGCGCAUAUGAGUUUGGAAUAAUGAGCCUCUCAAGUAAGCGAGAAAUUCUUCAAAUUGGCGACCCUGUGAACUUCCAGGCCGAUACAGAGGGAAGGGCUACGAAUAUCGUACCUGUGAGGAAGAAACGGCGUGCAAUCGUGGAUGCUAUCAAAGUUGGAUUUGGUUUCCUCACGGUCGAGGGCGAGGAUAAUCGACGCCUAUUCUUCCACAUGUCCGAAGUGAGAGGCAAUGCAUCUGAGUUACAAGCCGGUGAUGCUGUCGAGUUUGUGAUGCUGACCAAUCCUAGGAAUGGCAAGUCCUCGGCAUGUAACGUUGUAAAAGUCGCGAGCAAGAGUGUUGUAAUAAGACCACGACCGGAGCGACUGAUAGCGCGACUGCGGACCACGUCGCAAGAUGAUGCGGCCGGGCCUCGCGUGAUUGUUAUCCGACCGCCGCGAGGUCCCGACGGAACCCGAGGCUUCCGUACAAGACGCCCUAUUACCAAACAAUUAGCCGAAUAAGUCCACUUCAAAGUCAACAAUGCCUGUAAAUUAAAGCUGUUAUUCCGCUACGUAGAUGACAAGCACAUCCUAAUUUUGUUCCAAAUUUAAAAUUAAUUUCGUUUCAACUGGCACUCCUCUAGGAAUUAAAUUUUGCAUAAUAUUUACUAGGUUGUGUGUAAAUAAAUAUUUUUAUUUAUUUUAAAAUUAAAUAAAUUGCUUCAUUAUUUAUAAUUGAUUUUUUGAUCAAUAAAUGGGCCCUAUAAACAGUGUUCUAAAUAAAAUUUGUUUCGCCCUUUUCUCAACUAGUAAUUUUUAAAUGAUUUAUGUAAUUUGCCGUAGGGGGGAGUUCAUAAAGUUUUUGGUUCUAAUCUGAUUAAAUAAUGAAGUGUUUAUAAAUUAAUUUUGGUUUUUUAAAUAAACUAUAUUUAGAUAUGUAUACUCAGUGUAAUUUAUCCUUGAGUAUAUAUACAUGGUACAUUAUUCUUUCUAUGAGAUUUACUAAAUUGGGAGUGCCAAUUGUUGUCUAGUUUAUGGCCGUCAUUGUAUUCAAUAUAGACUGACUGAUUAUAUUUCGUUAGCAGCAUUUAGAUGUUUUUUUUUGUUAUACUUUACUUAUUUUAGGCUAUAAUUCUGUAUGUACACAAUACGAACAACUACAUGAUAUCAACAAAUCUUAUAUUAGUUGGAAAUCGUCGGACAUAUCAACAUUUUUCGAAUUGCUUGUUAUAUAAUUUUAGAGGUUCUUUUAAGCAUACACGUUGUUCAAAAUUCCGGUAUGCAUCUAUGUAAUACAUCUGAGAGCUGUUUGCAAAGUUCCAUUUAUUAUGAUACCAAUGUCAGGUGACACAUAACAUAUGAAGUGAAUUAAUGUUUUAUAUUACAGAUUCUAUUUAUCAAAAUUAUAUGAAAGAUCUCAUUGAUAUUAACGUUAUCGCAUAACAUAAUAUGCUUGAAGAACUACAUUUUUUUUCAUAUCAUCUGUAAAUAUUAUAUUAUAGUAUUAUAGGUAGUGUUGUAAAGUGUAAAAAGUUAUUUAUUUCCCCCUCAUUUGUUUGGAAUAACAUUGGAAUGAAUUAUAAAAAUAAAGUUAAAUAGCCUUAAUGCGUUUAUUUUUAAAUUGUUUCAUACUCAAAUUAUUGUGUUGUUUAUAUUACAUUUUAUAUCUUUUAUAGAUCUCUUUAUUUGAAUAUUAAACUGUGAUGUUGUGGUGAAUUUCGUGUGCAAUAGUGUUGAAUGUCCACAGGGCACACCUAGUCUUAGUGUUAAAUAACUUCAUUUGAUAUGUGUCUCCCAACGUAAAAUAACUAUAAGAGCAGACUAUGAGAGUCGAACAAACACAAAUAAGAUUAUUGUAAUUGGAUUAAGACAUUUUUAUUAACUAAUAAAGUACGUACUGGAUUUAACCAAAGACUGAAGAUCUUAUUUAUUACAAUAUUUAAAAUACCAUAAUCGGUAUUAGGUAUUAUUUUAAUUAAAUAUUUCAUCAGUAAAUUUUUGGCGGCCGCGUUCCCAGCUUCGAGUUUUUGAUAGAAACUGCACAGAUAAUGUUUCAAUAUAAUAUUCAGUAUACAUAGCAAUAAUUUAUAUAGUUAGAAGUAAUGACAAAUAUUAUCUUAAAUUUUUGUAUUACAUUGUAAUCAUUCUAGUAGCGUUAAUACUUCUCCUUCGUUAUAAACUUUUCUCUUUUCAGUAUUUACUCUCAUUCUCAUUUCAUUCGCAUUCUCAUUUAUUCAAAACUUUUAAGUACACAUAAAAACCCCUAUCAAGUUCCCUUUUUUCAUUUUGUCCAAUAUCAGUGAAGCUGUAUUAUAUUAAUAUACGUUAUUGCUAUGAUUAAUGAUAAUUUGACUGAGGAGUGGAAAGCAAUAUGUAAAGUGUUCGUUUCAUCGUAUUCAAAUAUGUGAUAACGAUUUCUCUUGUAUUAGAGCUAUGUAAAUGUAUUUUUAAUGCUCAUAAGUGAUGCGUGUAAUAGGAAUAUGGUAAGAUUUUGAAAGUUUAUAUAUGAAAUCCGGGCUUAGGUACUGAACAACAUUGCUACCCAAUGUUGUGCUAAUUGCAAUGAGGUUUUCAGUCAUCUUUGUCAAGGUAAUUUCACCUUAGUGCUCUUCUAUAACAUUUAGGGUUUCAGUGUUCAAUUUGAAUGUGAAUAAAUUAAAACAUAGUUGCUUUCUAACUGGUUUAAUACCUCUACAACGAUUGUGACAGUACUCAUAAUGCCACUAUGUCACCAGAUCUUUCUCAAAUAUUUCUAAAACAUUUUAUAAAUUUUAAAAAGUUUAAAGAAAUAUUUAAUAAAGAAUUACACUGUUCAAAAAAUGUCUUUAGCACAUUUAAAAGACAUUAGCUAUAGUAUCAUGUGUAAGUUUAAGAUAUGACAACUCGCUGGCAACUGACUGUUAACCUGAUAGAUGUUGUCAAACGAGUAUUUAUUGCGAAAAACCAACCCGAAAUGAAUACAAAUAUCUGUGGGCUAUGAAAAAUAUUACUACAUCAUGAAAAUGUUAACAUUUUUAUAAUACUAUUAGUAAUAUUCCUGUUUCGUCUGUAUCUAGCAACGAAUUACAUUUGUCGAUGUUAUAACACAAUUAGAUGUAACGUUCCCUAUUUAUGAAUGUAUGCUGUAUAGAUGUUGUUAACUUAUAUUAGUUAAGUGGUAAAGGUGAUUUUGAGAUGCCUAAAGCCUUGAUUUGUACGUGUUCACAUUUUGAAAGACCAGUGAAAUGAAUUAAGGACAUGAACAGAGGCUAAUUUAGUGUCCAUUUCACUAUGAUUGUUAGUUUUUUAUGAUUGUUACUGUAUUUAAAAUGAAUUUUGUAACGUGUAAUGCGCUAAAUUGCUUAGAAAUACAAAUAUACUGCACUAUGUAGAUUUGGUCAAUGUGACAUAUCAAUGCUGUACAAACACUUAUGUUAAGACUUGACUCGACAAACUUAAAGAAAUCAAUAGGAAUUUUGAACAAACGGUAUAUGCUAUUUGCCUUUUAGCUGCAUUUUGUAUGAUUUGCUUUAUUUUUUGUAUGUUAUUAUAAUAAGCCUGUGUAACCACUUAUAGAUUGUAAUGAAAUGGAUAAAUAAUAAUAUUCGAUGUUGUAGUGUAUUUCGCCCCGGACAGUCUCGGGUUUAGGUAUUACUAUGUACUAGUCGUAACAUGUACCCCCACGAUGAUCCAACUCGAACAUAAUAAUAUAUUUAAGAUUAAUCCCUUCUGAGUAUAGUCAAGUGUGUUAUUACUUUCAACAGAGCUUUGUAAACAAACCCCCUACAUCCCCCCUAAAACUCUUUUCCACUAUAAUCUGGAAUAGAACAUAGAACAGAAAGCCAAAACAGAUUAUAUUCACGAUGUUUGGAAUAUUUCUGGCGAAUUUGUUCGUCUUUGAUGUUCUUAUUCAGUGCCUAAAAGAACCUCUGAUUUAUUUGUAACAUACCAAAUGAUGAUGUGAACCCAACAGAGCAUUCAAAAUUAUAAAUUUUCAAAAUA
Leptidea sinapis is the source of this 6708-nucleotide messenger RNA. It is a transcript of the gene Unr, whose product is annotated as cold shock domain-containing protein E1. The transcript is spliced from 15 exons. Lineage: Eukaryota; Metazoa; Arthropoda; Insecta; Lepidoptera; Pieridae. The coding region runs from base 607 to 3249 and encodes 880 amino acids. The record is from RefSeq and is a predicted model, not a curated record. Gene Ontology annotation, molecular function: nucleic acid binding.